Messenger RNA from Daphnia pulicaria, 786 nucleotides. RefSeq lists its product as uncharacterized. The record is from RefSeq and is a predicted model, not a curated record. The transcript is spliced from 3 exons. Lineage: Eukaryota; Metazoa; Arthropoda; Branchiopoda; Diplostraca; Daphniidae. Bases 87 to 650 code for a protein of 187 amino acids.
CAGCCCCCAUCAGACUGUUGGCUAACGUCAAGUGAGGAGGACCCAAUUACAAACAUUGUGUGCACGGAUAUUUUUAAAACUACAAAAUGACUGCCAUCAUCUUGAAAUCUUUGGUGUUGCUGGCGAUUUGUGUCACUUUGAACGGGCAACGGAUAACGAUUAUGAGGCCGACGACUACGACGACCACCUUGACAGUUACGACAACGGCAAAGACCAAUUGCCUUAAGCCGACCGGCGUAGUCACGCCAUGCCGGAAACGUCGACAGUUCUGGGUAGAGGAACCAAUCAUCUUGAUGGCACCACCUGAACCCUUGUUCAUCCAACCCACCAACCCUUUCCGGGUGGAGCCGACUGCCGUGCCGAUGGAUUGGCUGAAGGGCGAUCAGUUCUAUUCCGGAUUGAAUGGAGGCGUUUACCUCCAUCCAUCCAUCCUGACACCUGCGAAUAAUUACCAGCACAUGAACUAUCUCAAUUUGGACAAUGUGUACCGGAACGAUCUCAUUCAAAGGCAGAGCACGCGGACGACUAAACGAACCAUCAUGUACACGAGGACGAGAACCGUCACGGAAAACGAAACGACCACCAAGACCAACGAAAUCGCCAUUUCCGGCUGCACUCCCAGUCCGCUGCCCUUCGAUAUCUGUGUCUAAUUGUUUGAUGUUUUGAUUAUUAUUUUCGCAACCAAUUGGAAUGAUAUCACCAUAGUUUUGCAAAAUUUCAAAUUUCUUUCCAAAAUUUUAUCCUAAAACAAAAUUAUUAUUAUUUGAGCUAAUAAAAAAUUAUUUU